This is a messenger RNA of Haliotis rubra (blacklip abalone), 2388 nucleotides long. RefSeq lists its product as uncharacterized. The coding region runs from base 56 to 1798 and encodes 580 amino acids. The transcript is spliced from 2 exons. Lineage: Eukaryota; Metazoa; Mollusca; Gastropoda; Lepetellida; Haliotidae. The record is from RefSeq and is a predicted model, not a curated record.
AAGAACUGCGCAUGUGCACCGACAUGCGUAUUUAGUUACGGUGGACUUGGGGUGGAUGGCUGUCAUGGUUGUCCAACUAAAUCCACAUUUCGAAUUUCGACUCCUGAAGGAAUAUUCUAGAUCUGGCCAGAAGGAGCCAGAAAGAAAGGUGCAUUCAACCUUAAGCAAUAAACCAGAUAAUCAGCAGAUGAUUGAAGAAACGCCACCCUAUGAGAGGAGGUGUGGAAAAAAUUGCAAGAGCGACCCAGGGUUUAAUGUACAAGAGAGUGAACCAGAAAAACACCGACAUUAUGAAGAGAUUGUAUCAGAAGCUGGGACACUUGGUGUACUGCAAAGUGGAAUAAGAAACUACCGACAAAAUCAACAUUAUGAAGAAAUUGUAUCAGAAGCUGAGACACUUGGUGUUCUGCAAAGUGGAACACGAAACUACCGACGAAAACAACAUUAUGAAGAAAUAGUAUCAGAAGCUGAGACACUUGGUGUACUGCAAAGUGGAACACGAAACUACCGACGAAAACAACAUUAUGAAGAAAUAGUAUCAGAAGCUGAGACACUUGGUGUAAUGCAAAGUGGAAUAAGACAUUACCGACAAAAACAACACGAUGUAUUAAUUGUAUCAAGAGAGACACUUGGUGUCUUAAUGGGACAGAUAAAGAACGUAUUGGAGUUAUAUGUUAUGAACUUGCGUAUACAUUUUAGGGCGUAUGAUGUUGGUUUGCGAAUUUCAUGUUCAUAUUGUAAAGAUGGAAAGAUAAUGACUGAAGCUGAAUAUAAGAUGUUAAUGAUGCAGACUUUAACAGGAUCAUUGCCUGUUAGUGGAUUAGAAUGUAUGCCUUCAUAUAGUCAAAUAUCAUUUCCUUGGUUUUGUUUCGAUCCUUGGUUGUCUACAAAGGUCACAGAGAGGUUCUUUAACACCAACCCAGUGGCGGGGGAAGAAUAUAAGUCUGUUUAUAUCGAAACACUGUCUAACAUGAAGCAAGUGUGUCUAGUAUUUGAAGAAAAUGACACCAAUAAAAAUAUAGUUAGGGUUCGUGAAUAUCUUGAAACUGUUUUAGGCAUCACUGUGGUAGACAUCUAUCAUUCAUUUGAUGCUGGUAAAACAGAAAUUGAAAAUAUUGAAAAGUGUAUUUCGACAUCAGAAUAUUUUAUAUUUAUACCGACAAGAGGGGAGACGUCAAACAUUUUAAAAUAUGCAUUAAACUUAAUUGUGUCGGAAUUGUUUAAUUCAUCUGGUCGGAACAAUAUCCUAACUUUAACAGAUUCAACACAAAAUACUUGCAGUAUACCGCCGCUCUUGUGGCCAUUUCCAAUAUUCAUUUACAAUUUUGACCACAAUUUGGGUCGGCGUAUAUCGCCAUGUUUUAAUGAAAAUGAUCCACAGAUAAAUACAAACUGUAAAAUGAAUUUUCGUGCUCAUCGCACAAAUGUUAAAAUUUCCAAUUUGACAAACAGAGUUAAUUGUAAAGUAAAGGCAUUAAAGUCUGUUCGCAUAAUUUCAGACGAUAUUGAAGAAGGGGAAUUGAUAAAAAAAUCCAUUUUAUUACAAUCUCCCACUACCAAGGUCACAGUCAAUGACGACGAUGUACCUUGCGGGUCGUUGCUAUUUUAUGAAUAUGCGGCGAAGUUAUAUAAAGAUCAAUUGUUUGUUAUCGUCCCAUCUGUCGAGAGGUCAUGCGAGUCAGAAUAUGCCUUACGAGUUAUUUUUAGCAGGCUUAACCAAGAACUCGAUAACUUACGAAUACAAUGCGCAGAAACUAUUACCGCUAUUGACUGUUGUACUCAGUCGUACACCAGAUAAUUUCAUUUCAGAUAAUGUCUAUCAAACAUAUUGAUGUGUGGUUCGCCUUGCACGGUAUUUGUGUAUAAGACAUACGAAAUAUAAAUUACAAGUAACUUUUUAUGAUAAUAGAAAAAUAUAUAUGUUGUGGUGGUGGUGUGUGGUCCUGUGCGUAGAGCUCAGGUCAUAAAUCAGUUGAAGUUGAGCAACGUUGAGUGCCGAGUGUACUUCAUGGGUGGCCGUGUUUGGCAGCUUAACUCCUGAGAGUUUGAAGGACUUCAGUCCUGUCCCACAACGAAACACAUGUGAUACAUGUGGUCUCACCUUAGGCAAGUGCGUUUGUUCAAAAUUGCCUCUGUUCACCCAGCAGAAAAUGGGUACCCGGUGGGAUAGGUCAUGUGGCUAUUAACCUUCUAUCGCCUCACAGGCAGCUUGGGUUAUUCGGGGUAAUAAUAAUCAGAUUAUGUAGCGCAUUAUUAAUUCACACUUAUUAUUAUUAUAAAUUCCUUUUGAAAAGGUUCCUUUAUUACAAGGAAUGAAAUGUUUUUUUUGUCAACAGAUAUAUUGUAUUAUUAUGGGCCUGUAGCCUUACUGAAUAAACUUCUGUCUGU